Messenger RNA from Caenorhabditis sp. 36 PRJEB53466, 1125 nucleotides. Lineage: Eukaryota; Metazoa; Nematoda; Chromadorea; Rhabditida; Rhabditidae. The record is from the annotation of a GenBank genome assembly.
AUGCACACUGACAAUACUAACGGCCGCACAAAGUCGACGCUAUCCCUCAGUGAGUCCCGGGAAAACAUGCACUGAAUUGACCAGAAAAACUAUUUCAGGUUGUGUCGCCUGCGGACAACGGCACACUUCGUGGAGUUGCAAAGAGCUGGAGAUGGAGAAAAACGCGGCGAAAUGUACCGUACUUUAAAGGCGCACGCAUUAAAAUAUCGGUCGCGUCUCGAGGCGAUGCGCCUUGAAAGUGUUUCGCCGCCUAGAAACUUCUAUUUCUGCCUAAAUUUUCUGAUUUCCUGCGGCGCAAAAUGCGUUUUUUCAGCCGAUUCACGCGCGGACGGAGAAAAAAUGAUAUCGGGGACGGUAAAUAACGACAGAUCGAGAGGAACUUCGCGCGGUGAGGCCGGAAAUUACUCGAAAAUUGAAGAGAAUCGUUGUUUUUCGCAGGCAGCCCUAACUCGUUCAACAAUAACAACUGCAGUCGCCAGAGGGACCGGAACCGGCCAGCGACGAAUCGGAAUGGAGCGAGAGGAAGCCGAUUUGGAAACGGAAACGUCCAGCAGAAGCAGCGCUGUGAGUGAAAUUCGAAAGUUUUCGGAGGAUGUUGUUUUUAUGUCUUUGAGUUUUCAGCGUUGCCUGGACCGCUCAUGACCCCGAUGACAUCUCCGCGGACUACAGCUCCUUUCCCUCGGAAUAAUGGUGGAGGUGCUCGUCGGUCAGGACGCAUGGUGCGCAAUCCGGGAGCGUACUGCGGAUCGGCCUCUAUUGGCCAGGACUCCAUGAACCGACGGCCGACGCCAGAACCCCAGAUGCAGAAGCUGAUCGCAGCGCUGUCGCCGUUCAUUUAUGGCGUGGAGGAAAUGUACGAGGAGGUUGCGCUGCCGGUAAGAGCUUCAAAAAAGUUUCGAAGGUUCCAAUUUCACAUUUUUCCAGCAACCGGCACUAGAGAAACCAGUAAAGCCGGCAGGGCCGCCCAAGGUUCCGUUGGACAAAAUGUACGUGUUCGAGACGAAGACAACGUACGAUGAACACGGAGUGAUGGUAUCGCAGACGGAGACGGGCUACGAGGUUACGCUGGGCGGACCCAACGACGCCAUCGUCAUCAUCGACUCGGACGACGGCGUCAUCUUCUAA